AUGAACGGCGGUGGUGGUAACUUCCCGCCACCGCAAUCUAACGGCGGCGAUUUCCUUCUCUCUCUUCUUCAAAAACCCCGUCUCCAGACUCAGACUCACCCAACCCAAUCGCCAAUCACCAUACCUCAACAAUCUCCCACCAUGGAUCCCGCCGUCGCCAUGAUGGGCCCCACAAUCCCGUUCUCCACAUCCCCGUAUCAAAUCAACGGUCACGAUCAUCUCAACCAUCAUCAUCAUCAUCCCUAUCAUCAUCAGAAUCAGAAUCUUUCACCGUGGUCCCACACAUCUUCUCCUCCUUACCCGCAAAACGCAUUCGGGUUGCUCCAUAACCCGUUUUCACUUCCUCCGGUACCGGAAACCAGUUAUUCCAACAACAACAACAACAACACUCCACUUCACUUCACCAACGGUGUUUCACUCGCUGAAAAUCUAAGAAGAUUAGGGUUUCCAAUUGAGAACAACAACAGUAACCGUGUUAAUUCUUUCUCUCAUCAACCGCAACAACAACAACAGAAACCGGAACUGAAGUUACAGUUUGGAUCUUUACCCACGGUUUCUUACACUACUACUACACCUGAAGUUUCUUCUAAUGGAAGAUUUGAUAGGAAGAAUAAUCAUGAAAGAGGGGUUAUUGGAGAUUUUAGGUCAAAUGCGCAAUCUACUGAACAAACUAAGGCUCCACCUGGGUUUGGGAACAAUGGAAAGGGAUUAGGGUUUGGUGAAAUGGGUGGUAGGAAUGAGGAUUUGGCUAGUAAGCUGGAAAAUUUGAGAAUAGGGUUUGGUGAAAUGGGUGGUAGGAAUGAGGAUUUGGCUAGUAAGUUGGAAAAUUUGAGAAUAGGGUUUGGUGGAAAGAGCAAUAAUAAAGGCAAUGCGGGUCAUGGAUUGAGGCUUUCUGAUCAGAUUGAUCACCCUGGUCCACCCUCUGGGAGUAAUCUUCAUUCUGAUUAUGAGGAUAUUGGUGCUGUUGGAGAGCAAUUGGCGGAUUCGUUGUUGCUUGAGGAUGAGCUUGAUGACAAGAGUAGUAACUCUAAGAAACGACAUGGUCCUAAGGAGAAGGAUGCUAGAGCUUCAGACUCAAGAGGAAAGCAGUUGCUAAGUCAGCGGGCAAGAACAUUUAAAAGACAAAUGAUGUGCCGUAGGGACAUUGAUGGUCUUAGUGUUCCUUUCCUUGCAAUAUAUGAAUCUCUGAUACCUCCAGAAGAAGAAAAGUUGAAGCAGAAGCAAUUGUUAGGGUUACUAGAGAAGUUAGUUUGCAAGGAGUGGCCAAUGGCUCGGCUUUAUCUCUAUGGAUCAUGUGCUAAUUCAUUUGGUGUUUCUAAAAGUGACAUUGAUGUUUGCCUUGCUAUUCAGGAAGUUGAUAUGGACAAAUCUAAGAUCAUAAUGAAAUUGGCUGGUAUUUUGCAAUCCGAUAGCCUGCAGAAUGUUCAGGCAUUGACACGAGCAAGGGUUCCUAUAGUAAAGCUCAUGGAUCCAGCUACAGGAAUCUCUUGUGAUAUAUGCAUCAACAACCUCCUUGCUGUUGUAAAUACUAAGCUUCUCCGGGAUUAUGCAAAUAUUGAUUCUAGGCUACGGCAGCUGGCUUUUAUCAUUAAACACUGGGCAAAGUCAAGAGGAGUCAAUGAAACUUACCACGGGACCUUAUCUAGCUAUGCGUAUGUGUUAAUGUGUAUUCAUUUUCUACAACAGCGACGACCUGCUAUCCUUCCAUGUUUACAGGGGAUGGAUGCAACAUACUCAGUUACCGUUGACAAUGUGGAUUGUGCAUUCUUUGACCAAGUUGAAAAACUAGGUCAUUUUGGACGACAUAACAAGGAAUCUAUUGCUCAUCUUGUGUGGGGAUUUUUCUUUUAUUGGGCAUAUUGUCAUGAUUAUGCAAAUUCUGUUAUAUCUGUACGCACAGGAAGCACAAUCAGCAAGCGAGAUAAGGAUUGGACAAGAAGGGUUGGUAAUGAUCGGCAUUUGAUAUGUAUAGAGGAUCCUUUUGAAAUAUCUCAUGAUCUGGGUCGAGUGGUUGAUAAACGCAGCAUCAAAGUUCUGAGAGAAGAGUUUGAACGUGCUGCAGAUAUUAUGCAGUAUGAUCCAAAUCCAUGUGUUAAACUUUUUGAACCUUAUGUUCGUAGCAGUUGA
This is a messenger RNA of Vicia faba (fava bean), 2127 nucleotides long. NCBI's taxonomy places the organism in Eukaryota, Viridiplantae, Streptophyta, Magnoliopsida, Fabales, Fabaceae. The record is from the annotation of a GenBank genome assembly.